UGAGUUUUAUAUUAAUAAAAAAUAAAAAAUAUAUAGUGUGAACAUAUUUAUGAGUAUAGUGUGAACGCGUUAGCAUAUUUAUUAUCAAAUCAUUGUGAGGCUGACACGUGUCUAUUAUAAUGUGAAUGUAUUUAUUACAAUGCUUCUCUUUUAAUAUAUAAGGGAUAAAUCCAAUUACAAGAUGACAAAUGGUUUAAAAUGUUUUAGAUGGGUUUUCUUUUUUGAGGAACUAUGUUUAAUUAGAUGGUUUCUUACGAACCCUCAUUUGAAAAGCUGCUGCCCUUUCUUUCCUUUUUACUAUUUAUUUUUAUCAUAUUAUUAAAAAUAUUUUGAUAAGAAUUGUACCGUUUGAAAUGAUCUUAGACAUCUAUGGAAAGAUCAGCACAUGCCGAAUUAAUUGUUUUCUGCAAGGUUUAAAAAAAAAGGUAUUAUCUAUAAGAUGAAAAAAGAACCAUAGACAAAUUUUGGCAAUGGGUUCUUCACUACCAGCUAACAGGUAAAUAAAUAUUCUUUCUGCAUCCACGCAAAGAAGUCAUAGCUUCAUAUGGAAUUAAAAUGUAUGGUUACAGUUCGUAAGUAACUAAAAAUAUAUUGAGCGACCUGAAAUUGAGUUUUCAUCUCAGUAUUGUUUGUUUAGUAUUUAAAUAUUACACGUAAAGGUAAAUAGCUUUUUUGUUGGUCAUCGUAAUAAUUUUUGUAUGAUAUAACACGCUAUUCAUAACUUUAUCAAAAGUAGAAAAAUUAUAUAAUUAGUUAGAACUGAUGACAUUAAUUAAGAUGGUGAUUACAUGCGAAACCAACAAAAUUAUUGUUAAAAGAUUUGUAUGUACACGUACGUACGUGAAUAGAUUAGCCGUCACAUUAUCAUAGACAAUUUCAGUAGCGUGUAUUUUUUAUUCUUGCAUGCAUGUGCAAGAUAUACAAUCAGCAUUUACACUUAUAUUUUUCCCUUCUAGUUUUUUGUUCAUAUGCUAAUAUAUAUGGUAUAUGCCAUGUCUUUUACAAGAAAAAUGGUUAUGUCAAAUAUCCAAGAUUCACUGUGACCGAUUCGGAAUGUUAUUUGAAUUAUACCACCACUUGUCAAUACAAACCUCAGAUAGGGUCAAACAAAUUUUAAUAAACUAAAUUACAUCCUUACUAUGGUCUCAGGUAAUAUGUAUGUUAAAAAAUUCGGAGAAAUACUAGAUAAUCAUGAUUCUCUGUCGUAGUACACCUUUUUCACCCAUUUAGCACUCUACUAAAUUCAACGUACCGUAACUAGCGUAAAAUGGCCCUUUAUAAUCUUUAUGAUGAUGGUACAAAUAAAAAAAUUCAAACAAAGAAGAUAAUUUUAUUAUGUGCAGCAACUUUUUAUCAAUGGUUUGUUCUAGUUGAGAUAUUUAUUUUUUCACAAGAACAUAAAAAUGAUAUAUUCAAACUUUUAUAAUAAAAUUAUUACUUAUUUAAAAAACAUAGUCACCUAUUAAUAGAAAAAUAAUUUAUUUGAAACUAAACCCAAAUGGAUGAAUUUUCUUUGUGCACAAUCAAACCUAACUCCACUCGCACGAUAUUUUGUGCAUCGUCAUUAUGUGAAAGAACUCGAACAUAACUUACUUGCCACAAUAGGGUGUUGAACUCAUAUUUAAAGCAGCAAUCCAGUUGGUGAAAAAAAUAACGUCAAACCCUAAUUAAAAGAAGAUCUCUCUUUCUCUCUCGAUCUCGAUCUCUAUCUCUUCGACAAUGCAAUCACCUGUGACUAACGAAGACGCUAUCGUAGCCGUCGCAGCUGUUGAAGGCACUGCGCUUGAAAGUAAGGCAGAUGUUACUGUUUCAAAGGAUGGCAGUGGAAAGUUUACAACCGUGAAGGAGGCAGUGGCCUCUGCUCCGGAGAAUAGCAAGACGCGGUAUACUAUAUUAGUGAAGAGAGGCACUUACCUUGAAAACGUUAUCAUCGGGAAGAAUAAAACGAAUCUAACAAUCCUAGGCGAGGGAAGUAACUUAACAACUAUCACCGGUAGUUGGAACCACGUUGAUGGUAAAGGAACAUACGAUUCGGCAACACUUGCCGUUGACGGAGAGGGGUUUAUGGCCCAGGACAUAUGCAUCGAGAACACAGCCGGGCCAACUAAGGAGCAGGCUGUGGCUCUCAGAGUCAGUGCCGAUAAGGCGGUGAUAUAUCGUUGCCGCAUCGACGCCUAUCAAGACACGCUCUAUGCCCACAUUGAGCGACAAUUUUACCGCGAGUGUUACAUCACUGGAAUGGUAGUUUUUAUCUGCGGAGAAGCUACAGCUGUGUUCCAGCACUGUCGAAUUGAAGCUCGGAAACCACUUAAAGAACAAAGCAACAUGAUAACUGCUCAACAACGCUAUUCCAAGAGCAAGAUUUCGUGGUUUUCUAUCCAGAAAUGCGAGAUAAAGGCGACUCCAGAUCUAGAUCAGGUCAAGGGAACGGUACAGACAUUCCUAGGACGUCCGUGGGGUGUAUACUCAACGGUAGUAGUUAUGCAGUCGCUCAUAGAUGACGUCAUUGACCCCGCGGGUUGGGCUCCGUGGGACAACGACAAGGGACGUCUGUCUACUUUGUUCUAUGGAGAAUACCAAAACAGCGGCCCAGGAGCUGGUACAGUCAAGAGAAUCACGUGGAAAGGAUUCAAAGUAAUAACAAAUCCGGAAGAAGCUGAACAAUUCACGGUGGAAAAACUUCUACAAGGACAGUCGUGGAUUAGAUCUACCGGAGUUCCUUACGAUGAAGGAUUUUGAUUACACUAAGUUUCAUAUGAUUUUCUUAAUUAAGUAAAUUUGCACUAUAUUUUUAUGGUAACGUUAUAUCUUUGCAUUAUUUGUGUUUCCUAUCCUAGUGCCGGAGUUCCUUACGAUGAAGGACUUUGAUUAUCUUUGCAUUAUUUGUGUUUCCUAUCCUAAUUCUAGUUCUUAAACGAACGAAUCUGUAAGUUAUUAUUAGAUGAAAUGAGAUUGAACAGAAACUCAGCUCUCAUGAAGAAGAUGAUACACGAGAGGAUUUGGAAAAUGAAAUACUGUUUCUGUUAAUUGUAAAUGAAGAAGAUACAAGCGUUUAUAUACAUCAUAAGCUAUCUGGUUUAUACCGGUUCUAACUAACCAAACCACAAACCAACUAUACAUACUCUAAUACUCCAUCUCAAGAUGUAAGGAACUUGCAUCUUGGGCUUGAAAAACUUGUGAACUGGGGAAUCUCUGGUGGUCUUGGCAGAGAACAAUAAAGGAGAUCAAGUAUAGACUUGAACCAACCAGAACCUAUCACAAUAAUAUGAUCAAUAGAAGCAAAGGCUAGGUUCAGUCCUUGUAUAGAUAGUGAAGGAAAACUCUGUUCCCAUUGCAGAGCAUGAAGAGUCGAGGCUGCUUGACUUCCACUUGAAUCAGUCUUCAGAAAGUGCAGAAAACCUGAAGCAGCAGAGAGAUGUAAAACAGGAGAUGCAAGCAUAUAAUGCUUCAGCUGUUUCAAUACAACACCAGUGGAAGAUCUCUGCAUUUGCAAAGUAAUAAGUAGCUUAAUGAGCAUGUGAUAGCGAGAAGCAGCAGACAUGAGACCUCCACUCAAUAAGAAAUAGCUUGUCUCAAACAUUAUCGCCAUCUUUUGUAGCAAUCUGUCAAGCUCUUGAAGUUCAUGUCUUGUACCCAGAAAGUAAACCACAUCAGCACACACCACAUCACGCCAAAUGUGUGAACCACACAACAAAAUCAAACUCUCAGCAACACUGAACAACAACGUCACGUAGAGCGUACUCGAAGUCUUGAAACCAACAACCAUCGUGAUAUACUUCAGCCAGAAAUCAGUUGUUGCAUAAGCAUGUUGAUCAAGUGAUAUCAAACGAAACGAGGAGCUUAAAUGUUGAACCAGUGCAGCAGCUUCAAUGGCAUAGAAGGUGAUAAACGAACCAUGAGCAAGAGGAGCUAUCACUUGCAAUCCUCUGUAGAUCAUCAACACCAGUACAUCUACUUCACACGCCAAACGUUUCUCCCCCUGUCUACAAAGAUGCUGAUGCUUAAACUUAUCUUCUGAAACCUUCUGCAGUUUAUAAGCAACACACCAAUAGACAGUUCCAGAACCUAGAUGCCUAGAGACUGAGUGUGUUAACCAAACACUGACCAGUUCAGAGAAGCUACACCAAGAACAAUAGGUGAAGUAACUCUCUGGUGGUCUGCAUAGAGAACCAUUGCUGAACUCACACUUGAUCUUUGAGGUUGCUUCACAAAGGAAAGCUGAUAGGAAUGACUUAGCUAAAGAACAAGUUUGAACCAGUGUUGGAGGAUAAGCAGAAGCCAUUGAAUCAAACGGAGAUGCUGAUGUCAAAGACGAUAUGAAAUGAUGAUGAAUUGCCUUGAAGAAACAGAUCCGAUGAUCAACAAGCAGAGAAUGUAACUCCAAGAGAAUCCAGCUUUACAAGAAAGCUGAACAAGAAUCACAGACGAACUCUGAUCCAAAAGAAAACGCGAUCAACUCUGAUCGGAAUAAGUCACACAAAGGCGAAUCAAGCGGAACGAAGCCGCAAAUACGAUCAACACUGACCGAAAGAAACUCGAUCAACUCUGAUCGGAAUCGCACUAAGGCGAUAACAAGCGGAACAAAGCCGCAAAACUCCAACGCAAAAUGAACUCCGCCGCACAACGAACUCUGCAACAAACUCUGCCGAUGGAAACACGAUCAACACUGAUCGGAAGAAGAUGAAUCUGAGAUAACCUCUGAUCCAGAACAAAUUGUCAACGCUGACAGUGACGAGAUCAAGCAGAACAAAGCCGCAAACAAACACGAUCAACACGAUCGGAAAGAGACGAACGCGAUCGGAAUGAAACGCGCCGAAACGGGAUGAGCGAUUGAGGUGAUGAACAAGAUGAUGAACAAUCCAGCGAAACGAAGCAAGCGGAAGGAUGAUGAUGAAGUGAAAUACAGAUUCUACAGGAUCAUCACCAAGAAACAAAAAAAAAACGAAGAUGAAGCGAAACUGAAUCAAAACAAAAGAAGCUUGAAUCCAGAUCAAUCGAAGCGGAAGAACCAAGAUCAGAUUGGCUCUGAUACCAUAUUAGAUGAAAUGAGAUUGAACAGAAACUCAGCUCUCAUGAAGAAGA
This is a messenger RNA of Brassica rapa (field mustard), 5082 nucleotides long. Its product is annotated as probable pectinesterase 56. Lineage: Eukaryota; Viridiplantae; Streptophyta; Magnoliopsida; Brassicales; Brassicaceae. Gene Ontology annotation, molecular function: pectinesterase activity. Gene Ontology annotation, biological process: cell wall modification. The record is from RefSeq and is a predicted model, not a curated record.